AUGGCGAUUACCACUAGGAGUGGUAAGAUCUUACCUUUUCUUUCUGGGGGAAAAUCUAUAAAUGAUAAGGUAGUUGUGGAUGGACCAGAAGAAAAUAAUCUAGUGGAGUUUGAGAAGCUGGAUAGUUCUAUUGAUGCUUUAGAGAAGGUAAAAGAGAAGGAAGGGGAAGUGGUGCAGAAAACUAUCCCAAGACCACUACCUCCCUUUCUUCUACGAUUGAAAAAGAAGGCUGAUGAUGUAAAAUUCAGCAAAUUUAUGGCAAUGCUCAAGCAAUUGACAGUAAAUGUGCCAUUGGUUGAGGUACUUGAGCAAAUGCCAGGAUAUGUGAAAUUGAUGAAGGACCUUAUAACUAAGAAAAGAGCGAAGAAGACAGACUCAGGUGCAUUCACUAUUUCCUGCACAAUUGGGACUAUGGAAUUUGCCAAAGCAUUAUGUGAUGUGAGAGCACUCAUUAAUUUGAUGUCAUUAAUUGUUUAUAGAAAGCUGGGGCUGGGAAAUCCCAUACCCACCAAUAUGUGGCUCGUGAUGGCGGAUAGGGGCAAAAAUAUAGUUGAGGAGGUAGUUGAUGAUGAACCAGAAGAAGGUAGUCUAGUGAAGUCUAAGAAGCUGGAUAAUUCUGAUGAUGCUACAAGAAAAGAGAAAGAGAAGGAGAAGGAGAAGAAGCCAGAUCCAGAAGCAUUUAUUAUUCCCUCUAUUAUUGGGUCUAUGGAAUUUGCUAAGGAAUUAUGUGAUCUGGGAGCAAGCAUUAAUUUGAUGUCGCUAGCUGUAUAUAGAAAGCUGGGCUUGGGAAAUCCCAUACCCCACCAAUAUGCAACUAGUGAUAGCGGACAAGUAGAAGCACUUAUUUCCAUACUUCAGAGGUACCAGAGAGCAAUUGGAUGGACUAUCAUAGAUAUUAUUGGCAUUCCUCCUGGCAUCUACAUGCAUAAAAUACAACUUGAGGAAGAUUGUAUUCCGACUAUUGAGCACCAACGCCGUCUUAACACACCAAUGCAAGAGGUUGUUAAGAAGGAAAUUAUUAAGUGGUUGGAUGCAGGGGUGGUUUACCUUAUUUCAGAUAGCAAUUGGGUGAGCCCAUUUCAAUGCGUGCCCAAGAAAAAGGGCAUGACAGUGGUUGCAAAUGAUAGGAAUGACCUGAUUUCACUUAGUCUUGUGAUUGGUUGGAGAGAGAAGAUGACAUUCACGUGCCCAUAUGACACCUUUGCAUUUAAGAGAAUAACAUUUGGGUUGUGCAAUGCACCCGCUAAUUUUCAAUGGUGCAUGAUAUCUAUCUUCUCGGAUAUGAUGGAGGACACCAUAGAGUUAAAGAUAGGAAACGGUAUGAAAAAGGUUGCAGAUCAUCUGUCUAGAAUGGAAGUUAAGCAGGCAAUUAGUGAUUAA
Molecule: messenger RNA, 1380 nt
Organism: Capsicum annuum
Lineage: Eukaryota; Viridiplantae; Streptophyta; Magnoliopsida; Solanales; Solanaceae
Exons: 7
Coding region: 1-1380 (459 amino acids)
Source: RefSeq, a predicted model, not a curated record